AUGGCGCUGAAUCAUCCCAAUGGCACGCCUCCCAAGGCCAUCGACUUAUCACAUCACCUCAAUACAUUAUCCAAGUCUCGACACCCUAGCCCUCUCAAGGAUAUUAUCAAAUUCAUGGCCUACGAUGGCAUGAUUAGUUUGUCUGGUGAGACUGGCCUUACUUUGGUGGAUCCCUUGUCUCCGGCAGACAGCAUUCCCGCUUUGGAGACCAAGAAGCUGCGGAUCGACAGCACUUCGACCCCUCCACUUGCCAAGUUUCUACAAUAUGGCACUUGCGAAGGCAACGCUGAGCUGAGACAGUGGGCCUACAACUUCACCGCCAAGAUUCAUCGCCCAGCUUAUGCCGACUUUGAGAUCCUGCUGCAUCCGGGUAACACCAAUGCCUGGAGCAAGCUCGCCGGGCUCCUGGUCGAGAAGGGAGACUAUAUCCUGACAGAGAAUUUUACUUACCCAUCAUCUCAAGCCCACUGGAUUCCGCACGGCAACUUUGCUGCACCUGUGGCCCUGGACGGCCAGGGGUUGCGCGCAGAUGCCCUCGAGGAGGUUCUGAGUUGCUGGGAUAAAACGCAUCCCGGCGUCAGGAAGCCCCAUGUUCUCUACAUGGUGAGCGUCGGCUCCAAUCCGACGGGUCUGACGAUGGGCGCCGAGAGGAGACAGGCCAUUUAUGACACCUGUGUCAAGCAUGAUGUUAUCAUCGUCGAGGAUGACCCUUACUACUUUAUUCAGUAUCCCGACUACAAGAUUGGCGGGUCAAAGCCUGAUCAUGAGAUCCUGCCUUCAGACAAGUUUGUAGAGUCCCUGGCGCCGUCUUUGCUACGAUACGACUACCAGGGCCGGGUCAUCCGCCUAGAAUCUUUCAGCAAGUCUCUCGCUCCUGGUUUGCGGUUGGGAUACUUCGUAGCCAAUCCCAUUUUCACCGAGCGGUUGCUGCGAGCCACUGAGGUCGAGACCCAGGACCCGUCGGGCUUCUCGCAGGCACUCGUUCUCGAGCUGCUCAAGGCUUGGGGGGAUGACGGCUAUCUGGCCUGGCAACAGCGCCUACGCAUUGAGUACCAGACCCGGCGUGACUGGAUGAUUGAUGCCUUCUCGUCACACUUUGACCUUGUACCCGCGGAGCAGGUCUCAGGAUUCAAGGGUGACGGCAUUGUGGCUAGCCUUCGACACGCCAAUGGCUCUGGCUCAACGCCCAUCUUCAACUUUGUAGCCCCUACCGGCGGCAUGUUCAUCUGGACCAGGUUCCUUCUUGCCCAGAAUCCCAGGUUCCGACAGCUCAAGUCCGAUAAGAGCGUGACUGGGCCCGAGGAAAAGUUUGCCAACGAGUUUUGGUCACAACUCGCCGAGAAUCUAAUCCUACUUACACCUGGUUCAUAUUACUACCCUUGGCAAGGUGGCGAAGAGGCUACCUCAAAGGUCCAGGUUGUCGAGCCUGAUAUGACGUAUUUCCGAUUUUGUUUCUCAAUGGCAACGGAGGAUCAAAUGAAGACAGGUAUUGCGAGGUUUGCUGAAGUUGUGAAGAAGUCAUGGGAAGUGUAG
Thyridium curvatum is the source of this 1533-nucleotide messenger RNA. RefSeq lists its product as uncharacterized. The record is from RefSeq and is a predicted model, not a curated record. The coding region runs from base 1 to 1533 and encodes 510 amino acids. Lineage: Eukaryota; Fungi; Ascomycota; Sordariomycetes; Thyridiales; Thyridiaceae. Gene Ontology annotation, molecular function: pyridoxal phosphate binding; aromatic-amino-acid:2-oxoglutarate transaminase activity; L-2-aminoadipate:2-oxoglutarate transaminase activity. The transcript is spliced from 6 exons. Gene Ontology annotation, biological process: aromatic amino acid catabolic process; L-tyrosine biosynthetic process.